AGUGUACAAAAACGUGCCCCCCCCCCCGCUGUCAAUCAACCGGAGAUCCCAAGCUCGUUCAGAAACGACAACACUCAUUAGAUUUCCUUCUUAACCUAACCCCCAUUCACUCAUUCAUUUAAUAAAAUGCAGUUUCUAUCUUUUCUUUCGCUGUUGGCGCUGGCUACCGCCACAUCGGCCCAAAAAUGUCAACUCCAGUUCGACGGGCGAGUUCCUGUUGGAUCCACGCCUGCCUCCUUUGACGUCAACACCAGUCCCUUCGGCACCAAGAACGUGUUUGGCCAAAACCUCACAUGGAGCAAAAUCAUCGUGUUACCAAACAUCACUCGAUCUCUCUUUGACGGUACCGCCAACAUCCCCCUCGAAGUCACGCUCUCCGAUGCCUCGAUCUUCGCGCCUUCAGCGACGAACAUACAGACCGGAUUCCGCCGCGCAGAGCUCAACCCGGCGUCGAAUAAUGGAACCGACCCGUCCACGUUGGGCGUUAAGACGCUGCACUUCUCCGUCCGCAAAGAUAAUGCUAGGCCUUUAAACAUCAGCCAUGAAUAUCAACUUGUGUUCUUGGAAGAUGCGAAGUUCACCACGAAUCAGUUUGUGUUGAAGACUGGCACUAUUGCGGGACAGCCGGCGGGGCAGAAUCCGGAUCUGUUGGUGCUGCAGGGGAAUGUGAAUGCGCCUGUUAUCGAAAAUCUGUUUAAUGUUUCGUUCACUGCGAAUGUGUGGCACAAUUUCGCAUUAACUUUGAACUUCACUGCUAACACGGUCCAAACGUUUUACUCGCAGAAUGCCGCGGCGUUGGCAAGUGUUACUGGCGUGGUUAGCAAUGAUCUGUCGGGCCAAGGGCAAUUUCAUUUUGGAGCUCUAAAGAAAGGGACGGGCGUGAACUUGACGGAUGUCACGAAGCAGGGAUUCCAGGAAAGUGGGAUUAACGAGGGGGUUAUUUAUGGAGGCAUCUUUGAGGAGAUUAGCACUUGUGGGUGUGUGAGUUUGUGCCCAUGAAGUGCGAAUAUGGCCCGUGGUAUGUUGGGUGUAAAACAGCGUUUGAAUUUUUUGCAUUCCCAAUCGCAUUCAGCUAGUUGCUGAAAUUUGAGUGAGGGGGAGAACAAAGUAUGAAUUGUUCCUUCUUCCUUGCAAUCCAGGCUCAUCACUGUUGCUAGCAUUCAAAGUAGAUUUAUGUUCAUGGUUAAAUGUUUCGUCAGGUUUCAAAGCCCCAACCCAUUAUACCAUCUAUCAGGAGCCAAGCAUUUCCC
Molecule: messenger RNA, 1250 nt
Organism: Hyaloscypha bicolor E
Lineage: Eukaryota; Fungi; Ascomycota; Leotiomycetes; Helotiales; Hyaloscyphaceae
Product: glycoside hydrolase family 131 protein
Exons: 4
Coding region: 127-999 (290 amino acids)
Source: RefSeq, a predicted model, not a curated record